Messenger RNA from Capsicum annuum, 2434 nucleotides. Its product is annotated as signal peptide peptidase-like 2. Gene Ontology annotation, cellular component: Golgi-associated vesicle membrane; cytoplasmic side of endoplasmic reticulum membrane; lumenal side of endoplasmic reticulum membrane. The record is from RefSeq and is a predicted model, not a curated record. The coding region runs from base 532 to 2151 and encodes 539 amino acids. Gene Ontology annotation, biological process: membrane protein proteolysis. Gene Ontology annotation, molecular function: aspartic endopeptidase activity, intramembrane cleaving. The transcript has 15 exons. Lineage: Eukaryota; Viridiplantae; Streptophyta; Magnoliopsida; Solanales; Solanaceae.
CACUUCCCUCACAAAAUUCAAACAACUCUAAUUUAAACACAGCUUCAACUUCAAAAGAUACAUUUUCAUAGUCAAACAACUAUUUAAUAUAAAAUUUUACAAAGAAAAAUAUAGUACAAUUUUUUAACCUAAAAAUAUGUAAAUUGAUCAAAAUAUCAUUUUAAUCCAUUAAUAUCAAACCCAUCACUUCAAAAAUUACAAUUAAAAACAUUAACAUCCAGCAAAAUUCUAUAAAUAGAAUUUAAAUAAAAUAAAAAAUAUAUAAACAUUAUCAAAACUUUUUUAAAUACUCACUCAAAUGCAACAAAUCUAGAUAGAAGCUUAGAAAGAACUGCUAAUAAUAAAGCUAAAAGAUAGAUAAUGUAAGAAAUUGCAAAUCAGCAAAACAGUAGAUCCAUCCAAAUUCAUAAUAAUUUCUCACCAAAAAAAUUCACUUUUUGGUAUCAUCAAAAACUAUUUUUCAAGAACCAUAUUUGUGUAAUCAUGAGCUAAUAAGAAGUGAUCAAGAAAAAGUAGAAUUUUUUCAAUUGAAUGGAUUUUCAUAGAAUUUUGAUCUUUGGAGUUGUAGUUCUGUUACUGAAGUUUCCAGUUAAAGUUACAGCUGGUGAUAUUGUUCAUGAUGAUAACUUAGCUCCAAAGAAACCUGGUUGCGAGAACGAUUUUGUGCUGGUGAAAGUUCAAACUUGGGUUGAUGGUAAAGAGGAUGCAGAAUUUGUUGGUGUUGGUGCUAGAUUUGGCACUACUAUUGUGUCAAAGGAGAAAAAUGCACAACAAACUCCGCUUACUCUUUCUGACCCUCGGGAUUGUUGCAAGCCUCCAAGGAAUAAGCUCGCUGGAGAGGUCAUCAUGGUAGAUCGAGGCCAUUGCAAAUUCACAACGAAGGCUAAUAAUGCUGAAGCGGCAGGGGCUUCGGCAAUCCUGAUAGUAAAUAAUCAAAAAGAACUAUACAAGAUGGUUUGUGAUCCUGGAGAGACAGACCUAGAUAUACACAUACCUGCUGUUAUGCUACCUCAGGAUGCUGGGACAACGCUUGAUAAAAUGCUUUUAAAUGGCUCAUCAGUUACCGUGCAACUCUAUUCUCCAAAACGACCUGUAGUAGACAUUGCAGAAGUAUUUUUGUGGCUGAUGGCUGUUGGUACAAUCUUGUGUGGUUCUUAUUGGUCUGCUUGGAGUGCUAGAGAAGCAGCUAUAGAGCAGGACAAGUUAUUGAAGGAUGCUUCAGAGGAAGAGCUUCCAUAUAUUGGAACUGGUGAUUCAAGCACUGUGAUGGAUAUAAACAUGAUAUCGGCGGUCUUAUUUGUUGUUGUUGCUUCCUUCUUCUUGGUUGUAUUGUAUAAGUUGAUGAGGUUCACGUGGUUCUUUGAAAUCUUGGUUGUUCUCUUUUGCAUCGGUGGUGUAGAGGGGCUACAAACUUGCUUAGUUGCCUUGCUGGCAAGGUGGUUUAAGCGUACCGGAGAGUCAUUCAUUAAAGUACCCAUUUUCGGUGCAGUCUCUUAUCUUACUUUGGCUGUUUCGCCGUUCUGCAUAACUUUUGCGGUGGUUUGGGCAGUGUACAGAAAUUCUUCUCCUUUUGGCUGGAUUGGUCAAGACAUACUUGGCAUCGCACUAAUAAUUACAGUUCUGCAAAUUGUACGGAUACCUAAUCUCAAGGUCGGUUCAGUUCUUUUGGGUUGUGCCUUCAUCUACGACAUAUUUUGGGUAUUUGCUUCUAAGAGUCUCUUCCAUGAAAGUGUGAUGAUUGUGGUAGCUCGUGGUGACAAAAGCGGCGAGGAUGGCAUUCCGAUGUUGCUGAAGAUUCCUCGACUAUUUGAUCCAUGGGGUGGUUACAGCAUUAUUGGCUUUGGUGACAUCCUAUUGCCUGGCCUGCUAGUAGCAUUUUCACUUAGGUAUGAUUGGCUUGCAAAGAAGAAUCUUCGAGCUGGUUACUUCUUGUGGGCAAUGAUUGCAUACGGAUCAGGUCUUCUUAUUACAUAUGUAGCGUUAAACUUAAUGGAUGGUCAUGGUCAACCUGCACUUCUUUACAUCGUUCCAUUUACCCUCGGGACCUUUUUGAUGCUCGGAAGAAAACGAGGUGACCUGAAAAUUCUUUGGACAAAGGGUGAACCAGAAAGGGUGUGUCCUCAUGUUCGCCUCGAAUCAAUGGAAGAAUAAGGCAAUCUUCCUCCUGAGGUUACGGGUUCAAUCUGUGGAAACAACCUUUUGCACAAAUGCAAGGUAAGACUGUGCACAAUAGACUUUCGUGGUCCGGUUCUUCUUGGACCUCGUGCAUAGCGGAAGCUUUAGUGCACCGGGCUGGUUUGACCAUCUGUUAUCCGAGGCGCACUGGCUGGACUAACUAGGAUUCUGGUUAUGUAGGCCCAUUGGGGGAUGUUUUUAUGUGUUCUCAGACAAGAAAUUUUUUAUUCUCAAGGAAGUUUCGAAUUCGAGAUCUCAA